AUGAAUGGGCCCACGCUCUUCGUUAUUGUCAAAGGGAGCUCUGUCUACGUCACUGGUCAACCCAGAGAAGAUGCAGCUGAGGUGCACCUGGCUCCAGGGGCCCAGCCCUGGGCAUGUGACUGGGACGUUGUGGUUCCAGUUCAACCAUCCCAGCCCUGCAGUCGUGCUGCAGAAACCCAAGCUGUGGGACAGAAGGUGGCUUGUGACAAGGUUGUAUCAGGAGCCACAAGAAGCCACGCAGCUGCUUGGUGCCUCUGGCCAACACUUUGCUCUGAAGAAACCGUGCUUGACCCGAAUACAGAGGGAGCCAAGAGAGACGUGAUGCUGCCUGUGACCCAUGUGCUGGCCUUAGGCACUUGGCUGGUGUCACAGAGUGAGGCUACACCAAGUGCCCCCACAAUCUCCAUCUUCCAGAAGCCACCUGGGGUGAUCCCACCUGGGGGUUCAAUCACCAUCUCAUGCAUUUGCCAGCGUAGCUAUGGCAGUUUUGUGCUGUACAAGGGCAGCCGCCGGCUCCUGGAGCAGAGUGGCAGCAGGGCCGAGUUCUCCAUCUCUCAUGCCACCUACAAGGAUAGAGGUAGCUACAACUGCCAUUACCUGGAGGGAGGCACUGUGCUGGCUCGAAGUACUGAGCUGGAAGUCCUUGUGGAAGAGCUCCGUCUGCCCAGACCCAACCUCUCUGUCCUGCCUGGGCAGAGGGUGACUCCGGGAGCUGAUGUGAAGUUCCGCUGCACCACCACACACCCCAGCACCGGCUGUUACCUGUACCUGGAGGGCCAGAUCCGAGCCCAGCUACUCCCCAGGGAACGAGGUGACUACAACCUCUCCCUCGUGCAGGAAGGUGACAGUGGCCGCUACAGCUGCCAGUGCUACACCUUCAGUGCUUCGAUAGAAUGGUCUGCUGUCAGCAACACCCUGGACUUGGUGGUGAGAGAUUACACGCUGUGCAACACCGUGCGCCUGGCGCUGGCGGCCGGGCUGCUGCUCCUGUUGGGGCUCAUUACGGCUGAGGCAGCGCGGAGCCGCUGCUGCCGGGGCUGGGGGAACUGCCCGCUCCCCGCGGGCAGCGCUGCCCCGCCGGGCACCGCCGCGGGACCGCCGCGGUUGUUCCCCUGCAGCCACCCGCGCCGGGAUGAAUAAACCCUUCCUGUUGCUAUCCCUGUCCCGGUCCUGGCUGCCUCGGGGGUCCCGCGGGGCGGGCGGGCGGUGGUGGAACACCCAGGAACACGCAGAGGGGUGGGGUUUUCGCCCUUGGGCAGCGCGGUGACCGCUGCACUGACCGCUCCUGCUGUGCACUGACUGCUGUACUGACAGCUCCUGCUGGGCACUGACCGUUGCUCUGACUGCUGCACUGAUUCCCUGGCCACACAGUGACUGCUGCACUGACUGCUCUUGCUGCACAGUGACCACUCCACCGACCACUCUACUGACCACUCCUGCCACAGAGCAACUGCUCCAGCCAUGUUGUGCCUGCUCCUGCAUGGUGACUGCUCCUGCUGCACACUGACCACUCCACUGACCUCACCUGCUGCACAGUGACCACACUGGCCAUGCAGUGACUGCUCCCACACAGUGACCAGUGCACUGGCCUCUCCCACCAUGCAGUGACUGUUCCUGCUACCCCACUGCACAGUGAUUGCUCCCACUGC
Messenger RNA from Vidua chalybeata, 1649 nucleotides. RefSeq names its product osteoclast-associated immunoglobulin-like receptor. The coding region runs from base 1 to 1140 and encodes 379 amino acids. The record is from RefSeq and is a predicted model, not a curated record. The transcript has 7 exons. Lineage: Eukaryota; Metazoa; Chordata; Aves; Passeriformes; Viduidae.